ACUUCAUCCAAUUUAUAAUUGUCCUUCCAUGCAGUUUAAUAUUAUUUGUUUUACUUUUCCAAUUAAUAUUUUUUCAUUUAUUAAAUUGUUUAAAAUAAAUAUUUUUACAUUAAAUUUCGCAAAGAGCUCAAACCAAGACAUUUCUGUUUUGACAAAUGCAUAAUUUUAGGAUUACGCAUAGGUUCGCCGCACAUGCGCAUUCGCACAUAAAACUAAACUUGAGCAGAGACCACGCGGCAUCAACCGACCUGGACCUGUUCCUGCGCCAGAGAGAGACUGGUAGCAUCAUAUCCACAUUUUACGGAUUAUAUUCUGAAUAAAGAAAGUUGCCGGCCGUGGCUGCCAUGGACAUGGCUGCGCUGGAGUCCGAGGUAGGAAACCCAAACGCCGCCGUGUUUGGGUGAUAGAGUUUAGAUCGGGUUAGAUUAAAUAAUCUCGGAUAUAAAUAACAAUAAUCGUUUUAAAUAACUUCACAUGGUGUGUCUGCUGUGUUUCCAGCAUUCGUAGUGUUGAUCAGCAGAUAUAUAGUCCGCCAAGACGUUGAGGUUGCUUAGUAACCAGAGUCUCUGUCCAUGCAAGUGAACGGAGCGUUCCCUCUUCGUCAUAACUAUCAAACCAAACAUCCUUCACAUUCACCGAGCGAACAUUAUGAAAGUAAAAUGCACAUUUCUCGCUAAAAAUGUUUCCAUAAAAGCAUUUAAUGGCGUAACUAUGUUACUAUUUCCACACAGAAUAAAGAAAGAUGUCGGCCGUAUGCUUCUGUCCAAGCUCACUACUCUCUGCCAGUGACGUCGGGUCAAGCUCAACGCUGAUUGGCUAUUGCCAAUCAGCGUUGGCUGGCUUCUUUCAGCUAGAGUUGCGUUCCAUCAAUAUGACUUAAGGGAAUUUCCGCUAAGUAACCAUGGCAAUUUAUCCGACCAAACUAACCUGGUCGGGAGCAGGUUAACUGUCAGGCUAACUUGAGCGGUGUUUCAGAGAAAUCCAUCUGUCAGCAACAAUUGUAGGCUACCAUCAGAAGGUUCCGCCAAAACUAGUCCUCACAAUUUUGUCAUAGAUGUACAUAUAUAAAGUACAAACAGCGUAUAUUUUCACUAAGGGUCUAAUGAUGCAAAUUAAAUAAUUCAAUUAAUUGCUAUAUCUAUUAUAACUGUGGCUAUUUUCACAACACAUUUUCACACAAAUGUAUGUAUUAUCGCGUGAUCACUAAUCAGCUGCUGGGUGAAUGGUCUAGCAGCACUGCGAGUGAUAUGCGCGACCCGAGUUCGCGUCCAGACUAAUGCUAGUAUUCUUGGCGUUGGCUUCAUUUUGUAAUAACCUUUAUUAAUUGUAUUAAUUCCCUAAUUAAGAAUAUUCAAAGAAAUGGAAAAUAAUUGGCAUGAAAAGUUAUUUGAUUUCUCUAGUAAUCCUUCCUAUAUUACUAUUACUUGCGUGGGGAUAGAACCCCGGACGACCGGGUGCAAGUCCGACACGUUAACUCGAGACUAUCUACCUGCUUUAAAAUCCAUGGUCAAUAUUAUAUUAAAAUAUGUUACGCUUAAUACUACUCAUGCAUUCAACAGAUCGCCGAUUUUUGUGUCAGGCAGCCUCUCUGUUUCUAUUAUUGGUUACGGUGUUCCCUUUUUGAGUUAUUAUAUGCGUGUACUCCUCAUAGACCUCCACAAGUAUGGCAAGCCGAGUGUGCCACAAUUCGACUUCAAUGAAACGCGUUCUGAAACGCCAGCACGCGCGCCAGAACGCGUUCCGGUUUUCCAGAACGCGUUUCAUUGAAGUCGAAUUGUGGCACACUCUGCUUGCCAUACUAUGGCAAUCCGCUGGAAAAGAUCCCGCUCGGUCCUUUUCGGACAUUUUCGGACAUUUGAUCGAUGAUUCGACAUUCACGGUUUAUUCAACGCUGGUUACAUAUCUCGUGAACGCGCGUAAUCCAGGAUAACGUUAGCCUGGCUUGAACUAACCUGAGCAAGGCGCGGCUGAACUGCGUUGAUGGAACGGCUUUAGCCUCAAGUAGAAGUUGGCGCUAGUUCUAACCAGGCUUAAUCAACUAAUAGCCGCUUUCGUUAGCUACUUUGAUGGAAUACCCCUCUGCACUGACUAGUUUGAUAGUUUGAUGGGAAUUUCCUUCCACGUGAGUAACGUCAAUACUGAACUCCAUUGAAAAAAACCGUCAAAUUAACGCAACGAUGAUUGUGAUGGAUCGCCUGGUAACUGGUCAUUUAAGUUACAUUGUUACCGAAAUGAGUCCACAUUUAACUACAGAAUAUGUGCCGAAUUACAUUGAAGUGGCUAAUGAAUGUUAUCUUUUCAAUAUUAUCUAUGUUGUUUAUCCUAGACUCCUCUAAACAAGGCUUGUUGUAAAUGGUUUUUUUUUUCUUAUUUUUAUAAGGGAGUUCUGCAGGCAGCUUGACAGAGUACAGUAUCUCCACACACCUCCAGCAUUUCAGAGCAGAUGAUACUGCUUAUUGUUCCAUGACUUUAAACAUAAUUUCAUAUACUUAUUCAUAUGUUAAUUCUUAAGAUCUCUGUGGGUAGUUAAUUAUAUUUUAUUAUACAUUUAUUUAGCAAAUGUGUGUGUGUGUGUGUGUGUCAGUCAUCAUGGUCAUUUAAGUUUUGUUUUUUUUACUGAAAUAAGUCUACAUUUGCCUACAAAAUAGGUGCCGAAUUAUAACAACAAAAUGUUAUUUUUUUAUAAAUAUCAUCCAUGUUGCUUGUCCCUAAGACUACUCAAACAAGACCUGUUUUAAAUUGUGUACUUUUAUAAGGGAGUUCAGCAUGAACCAGGCGGUUCAGUUUCUUUUCCAGGCUGUUCAGUUGCUUUUUAGCGCCUAGAGCAGAGAAUACUGUUUUUGUUAUUUUCAUGAUUUUGAAACCUAAUUUUUCACAGACAUUAAUUAAAAUAAACAGAGUUAAACUCAAGACAGGUGCCCAGGUAAAGCCUAUGUAUGAGAAACAUUGCUAACGUUACCAGAGGGUUGUACUACGAACAUAGAUUAAACAGAUAGUUAGGUAACUUCAGCCUUAACACACACAUACACGCACGUCUCUAUAUGGGUGUCCACACAGGUCUCCAACAGUACAUUGUUUGCAUUAAAGUUAAAUCAUAAUCUGUCAUUGAUUUGAAUAUUUAAAUUUGUUAUGUUUACAAAGAAUGAGAUAAUCAAACUGUCUUUCUCACUCACUCUAGCUAGGAUAUCAUCACAUUCCUCUAUCAUCGGUGGAAAGAUCUCUUCAGCCACGACCUUAUCAUCGCUGCUGUUAAGGUAUCUGAUGAAUGUGGAGGUGCAAGGACUGUGACUAUUCAUGUACCAGAAGAUCUGAAUUGCUUAAGCAUUAUAGACUAGAUCAUCAACAUUAUGGAAGGCACCAUCCUUACCUCUGUCUAUAUGAAAACUGUCCAUUUUCAUGUAAAACAUGGAAUGCUUUAAAGAAGCAUCUUUCUACAAACCACUUUUCUCAGCAAUCCUCAACAGAAGAGAUCUCACAUUUGAAGUGCCACGUUUGUGGGUACUCGCAACUUUCUACUGAAACUGACUUUUUUCACCACAUUGGCCAACAUUUGAAGAAUAAUGAAUCAGUUCCUUGUAUGUAUGUUGAUUGUUCAUAUCAAACCAACAUAUAUGGAAGUUUUCACACUCACAAAUGGAGAAAACACAAAGUGUGUACAGUUGGAGAUUUAAAACCUGGAAUAGUUCACAGGUCAAUCGUCAAUCCCUCUGCUUUAGAUUCAAGUAACAGUGACACUGAGUUGAAUGAAGAUUUACUAUUUGAUGAACCAACUUUUGAAGAACCUAGAGAUUUGACAAAAGAUGUUGAGCUAAAAUUAGCCUCAGUUUUACUGAAAUUAGAACAUAGUUACCUGGUGUCAAGUGCAGCUGUAAAUUUACUCCUUGAGGAACUGCAAUAUCUCAUUGGGACUGUUUCUGUGCCGGUCACCCAGAAGACUAUCACUCAGUUUUUAGGGGCUCACAAUUGUCAAGUAGAUGGAUCACUUGUCCAAGACUUAGCCACAGAAAUCUGCACAUCACAUCCUAUUCAACUCGCUAUCGGAACACAAGGCCCAUUGUCUACUGCAUGGAAGCGCAACAAAUAUUAUAUUACUAAGUUUAGUGUAGUGGAACCAGUAGAAUUUGUAAUUGACCAAAAGAACAGAAGGUCUUUUCAAUAUAUUCCUGUACUAAAAACGUUGCAGCAGGUUUUGAACUGUGAGACUAUCCUAAGCAGUGCAGUUAAUUUGAACGAGAAACUUCAAUCAGUGUUAAGUGAGAAGCAGGUUUACAGAUGUCUCUGGGAUGGUGCAAUUUUUAAAGAAAACACACUUUUCUCAAAUGAGUGUGCCGUUUCCUUAAUUCUCUAUAUAGAUGAUUUUGAGGUGUGCAACCCCCUUGGCACAUCGCGUAAAAAACAUAAAAUCUGUGCCAUAUAUUGGAUUUUAGGCAAUCUGCCACCUGGUUCUCAUUCUUCGUUGUCAUCAAUCUACUUGGCUGCAUUGAUUAAUAGUGAUGAUGUAAAGUUGUAUGGAUAUGACAUUGUUCUAGAACCUUUGAUUAGUGAUAUCCUUAUUUUGGAACAACAUGGAAUAUUUGUGCCCAAGUUAGGGAAAUGUGUAAAGGGAACAAUUCAAUGUGUUGUUGCUGACAACCUCGGUGCCCACGGUAUUGCUGGUUUUUUGGAGAGUUUUUCUGGUGCAUACAUUUGUAGGUUUUGUACAGCCACGAAAUUAGAAAUUCAAACAAGGGACGUAGGGAGUGAAGCAUUCUCUUUGAGGACAGAGGAGGGUCACGGAAGACAUCUUAAAACCCUUGAGGAAGAAUCAUUGGUCAAUUGUUUUGGUGUUAAGAGGAGGUGUGUUUUGUCGGAAAAACUUACUCAUUUUAAUGUCACUACUGGCUUUCCACCUGACAUUGUUCAUGAUUUAUUUGAAGGAAUUGUUCCAGUUGAAGUAGCUCUGUGUCUCUCUGUGCUCACCUCGAAGUACUUUACUUUGAACUUUUUGAAUGACUCUAUAAAAACUUUCCCCUUCAAGUGGACUGAUAAAGCAAAUUGCCCCCAUCCUGUGCCACUGACCUACAAAAUUAGGAGAACAGUUGGUGGCAAUUCUCACGAGAAUUGGAGUUUGAUCAGGUUUUUGCCACUCCUCCUCGGGCAGAAAGUGCCUGCUGAUGAACCUGCCUGGAAUCUCCUCACUGACUUAAAGGACAUUGUGGACCUUGUUGUCACACCGGUGCAUACUGAUGAAACAAUAGCUUAUUUGAAUUUCAAAAUCUCUGAGCAUAGAGUGCGGUUCAAGGAGGUUUUCCCAGACACCAACUUGCUUCCUAAGCAUCACUUCUUAGAACAUUAUCCACAGCUAAUUCGUCAGUUUGGCCCUUUAGUUUCUCUUUGGACUUUACGAUUCGAAGCGAAGCAUAGCUUUUUUAAGAGAGUUGUGCGGCACACUCGAUGCUUUAAAAAUGUGUUGUUGUCCUUGGCACAGAGACACCAAUUAUCCAUGGCACACCAUAUUUACACCUGUGGCUUUCCUAAACCUCUCCUGGAAGUGAAAAAGUUCUCAACUGUUAGCAUUGAUGUCCUGAAAGAUGAUAUUGCACGGGCUGUGAAACACAAGAACCCAAACGUGAAGGAAGUGUCUUUGGCCGAGAACGUCACCUAUAAUGGAUUUAACUACAGACUUGGAAUGAUCCUUGCUCAUGGUUCACUUGAAGGAAUGCCUGCAUUUAUUGAAAUCAUCCAGAUGGUGGUUCUCCAAAAGGAGUUGGUCUUCAUUGUUAGGAAACUAAGUGCUUGGUACCUGGAACACUUUAGAGCCUAUCAACUUGAAAUCUCGCCUACAAAGGAGAUAGAAGUUCUGGAGCCAUCUCAACUGACUGAUCCUUACCCUUUGGCAGACUACACAGUUGGGACAAUGAGGCUUAUCACCCUGAAGCGAUAUAUUCACGUUUAAGGAUCUCUAGACAUGGCGAGUGUCACACGGCUCCUGGUGAUUUUAGAAGAGGACAGUUGCAUCAAGCUGGAGCUUCCGAAUGGCAUCCCUGGCUCCGUUGACGAAGUCAUCGAAGAAAUAAAGAAUAUUUCUGGUCUAACUAAUGAAAUACGGCUUCAGUACUACGAUGCUGACUUCAGCAGUUGGGUUAACUUGACUAAAACUUCAGACCUGAAGGAUCUUGCCACUUUGAAGGUUGUUCAACCCCCCCCUGUGACAUUAGUCUUUGAGCCAGUUGACCUCUCUGUGAAUGAGGCCAAUGUUCACAGCCAAGAUGAUGCAAGUAUCUCUUCAUCUGCAUGCUCAGAUGAUACAUUACCUAAUCUCAACUUAAGGCUGGAAAUGCAGAGUAUCAGAGCAACCAGAUCCUAUCCUAGUGAUGCAGACUUGAGUGAAGUGGCACAGGCGCUCACACAGACACACCCCUGUCUGAAAGAACCAGGGUCCUUCAACCACAGUUACGGAUGGAAACAGAGGCUCAAGACGAAGAUGUAUAACUAUCGCACAUACCUAAAAUCACACAGUUCAUCAUCUGACGAGCUGACUGUGAAUUCUGUCAAAAGAAAAUCCCCCACCGACGCCCACCCAGCAAAGAACAUAAAAAAACCCAGGAGAGCCGAGUCUAACCAUUACCCAUCUCUACCUCAUGGCGAGACCCCUGAGUCCAUGGAACAAGAGAGAAUAGCCCUUUUGACUGAAGUAAAGAAAAGGAACAAUGGCAAAACAAUAAGAGCGAAGAUGGCUCAGACGUUCGCAUUUCGGAGGCAAGAAAUUGUCAACAAGAAAGCAUCUUUGGAGGAUAUUAUUGAGAGAUGGCCAGCACUCUUCGAAGUCCAAGAGAUAAAUGCAGAGUUCCACAGAGUAACCACAAUACCCCUUGAAGCAAGGUUCAUGGAGAAACUUGACGAGAAGUGCAUCGAACUGAUUCAGGUUGUCAGAAAGAAGGGUGGAGCAACUCGGGAGAAGACAAAGCUCCUGCCAGUUGUAGAAAAGGAUACUGAUAUCGGUACAAGGAGGGAGAUCGCUCUCAAAUGUCUCAUCAUCAACAUGAGAGAAUCAAUGGAUGAUCUGGUCCAAGAAUUCCUGGUGUCGGAGAAGGAAGAGGCUGAACACAUUCUUCAGGGGGCAACCAUGGCAAUCUACAUCAUCAGAGAUGCACAAGCUGCACCCAAAGACAUUGGCAUUAUACUUGAGGGACAAGAGGUUGUGAACGAGUUGCCGUCUGUCGCAAAUGCUGUCGCCAUUCUCAUGGGACUCCUUUAUGUUCUCAAUAUGGAAUAUCCAAAGACAUUGAAACAGACAUUUGAAUAUAUCCAGAAAGUCCUCAUGGAGCUGGACCCGAAAGGCAUGACCACCAAGGUCAAGAAGCUCUACGACCAGCUAUACAGUACAGCUUAGUUGCAUCGUAACAGUAGCAAGUAAAGUAGCAUUAGUCAGUAGUAGUGUUUGCUUUUGCAGCUGACUAGCUGGCAUACAUAUGUGGUGUGACUAAUUUGAGAGCUGACUGACUGACUAGAGACUUGACUGACUGACUGACUUGAGACUUGACUGACUGACUUGAGACUUGACUGACUGACUUACUUGCGCCUUGACUGACUGACUGACUUGAGACUUGACUGACUAACUUGAGACUUGACUGACUGACUAACUUGAGACUUGACUGACUGACUGACAUGAGACUUGACUGACUGACUUGAGACUUGACUGACGGAUUUUACAUUUCAGCCAGGUUUGGCAUCUCACUGUUAAUGUCUUGGGAUUGUACACUGUUUGGUUAUAUCAGGAGGAUUUUACAGUUCAGCCAGGUUUGGCAUCUCACCGUUAAUGUCUUGGGAUUGUACACUGUUUGGUUAUAUCAGGAGGAUUUUACAGUUCAGCCAGGUUUGGCAACCCACCGUUGAUGUCUUGCAAUUGUACACUGUUUGGUUAAAUCAGGACGACUUUACAUUUCAGCCAGAUUUGGCAUCCCAACGUUAGUAACUUGGAACACUGUUAAUUUAAAUCAGGGUUUUGACUGUUUUUGAAUUCCAUUUCUCAAGUGUUAAAUUACAACCAUGCAGAUACCCUGUAAAAUGUCAUGUUUUAUCAUUUUAUAAGUUAGUUAAUUGAUAUCAAUGUGUCAUGAGAAUUAUUGAUAUAUAUAUUUUUUAUUAAACAAAUAAUUUCUAUUUAGUUUUAUAUUUUAAAUGAUAAAUAUUUGUUUGAUAAAAUAUAUAUCUUUUUGAUUGGAUAAAGCAAAUAAUUUCUAUUUAGUUGUGUUUCUGAAAUAAUAAAUACUUGUUUGAUAAAAUUAUAUCUCUUUGAUUGGAUAAAACAAAUAAUUUCUAUUUAGUUGUAUUUCUGAAAUAAUAAAUAUUUGUUUGAUAAAAUAUAUAUCUUUGAUUGGAUAAAACAAAUAAUUUCUAUUUAGUUGUAUUUAUUAAAUGAUAAACAAUUGUUUGAUAAAAUCUAUAUAUUUUUGUUAGAUAAAACAUUACAUUUAAAUUAAUUGGCUUCCUUUUAACAAGAAAAUAUGAUUUUGGCCAAGUCUUAAAAUAUAGUUUCCAUGGACAUAGAAAAUACAGUUUGAGACAAGUUUUAUUUUUUCAUUGGCUCAACUUAUACAAUAUAGAUGUGAACUGUUACCCUAAAAAAUUUUAAUUAGUUGAACUAAAAACUUUUUUCAGUGUA
Messenger RNA from Gadus macrocephalus (Pacific cod), 8644 nucleotides. RefSeq lists its product as uncharacterized. The transcript is spliced from 9 exons. The coding region runs from base 5948 to 7372 and encodes 474 amino acids. The record is from RefSeq and is a predicted model, not a curated record. NCBI's taxonomy places the organism in Eukaryota, Metazoa, Chordata, Actinopteri, Gadiformes, Gadidae.